CCUUGUUUGCCUGUGAGUAUAUAAAAUAAAAGACAUGGGCACUGAAAUGAGAAGCACUGGCCACCCCAAGCAGGCAGACGAUUCAUUCUGUGGGGCAGACGUGCUUCUGUGUCAUCUCUCUCGGGUUAGGUCUUUCCCAGGGAUCUCUUUGAUUCCCAGGCACUGAUUCUUUCAACGGUGUAAAUCCUCGCCAGACAUCUUUGACCAGGAUGUCUUCAGAAACCCCUUUAGAGCAGGAGCCCGGGAAGAAGAGCGUCAAGAAAGCGUGCUCCUUCACCAUCGAGAACAUCCUCUCCAGCUCCAGAGAACAUCCAGAGAACAUCCUCCAGAGGAGGCCCCCGGUUCCCCUUCCGCUCUGCUUCCGGGGGAUCUUGGACUGUGAGCCCAAAGGGCUGUGCGCGCUGGGGGGCAUGGCCGCCGCCGCCGCCGCUCUGCAAGACGAGGAGGAAGGGGACGAGGCAGAGACCGACCUCGGGCAGUGUGGAUGCUGCUGCUGUUCCCACAGCAGUCUUCAUUCGUGGCAGGAGACGGCACAGUGGCUGGCAGACACGAGGUUUCCCUGGCCUAUGAGGCUUUUUCGUCCCGUCGGCAGGCCGUGUAAGAACGGGCAUGAGAGCCACAGUGAGUUGCAGGCGUUGCACCAGAUCCAGCGCCGGACACGACGGCAUCGCACCAUCUUCACCGAGGACCAGCUGCAGGCUUUGGAGGCCCUCUUCCAUCAGAACCAAUAUCCAGACGUCAUCACCAGAGAACACCUGGCCAACCGCAUCCACUUGAAGGAAGAAAGAGUAGAGGUUUGGUUUAAAAAUCGCCGUGCCAAGUGGAGGCAUCAGAAGCGAGCAUCGGCUUCGGCGCUCAUCCUCCAAGGCACGAAGAAGUCUUCCGAGGGGAAAUGCUAACAUGAAGAGCAUAUCCCGGUUGGCUAAUACAGCCAGCGACGGUGGCCCUUUGGCGUCUGCACUGAAUGAUUGGAUGGGAGGAAACUUCGGGAUUAUGAAGAGAUGAGAGAGAGGCAGAGAUGGAAGAAGGUGUUAUAUUUUUAAAGACUGAGUUUUUCUUAAUGGCUCAUUCCACCGCAAAUAAAAUAAAAUAAAAUAAAAUAAUAA
Molecule: messenger RNA, 1106 nt
Organism: Hemicordylus capensis (graceful crag lizard)
Lineage: Eukaryota; Metazoa; Chordata; Lepidosauria; Squamata; Cordylidae
Gene: GSC2
Product: goosecoid homeobox 2
Exons: 3
Coding region: 210-899 (229 amino acids)
Biological process (GO): regulation of transcription by RNA polymerase II
Cellular component (GO): nucleus
Molecular function (GO): DNA-binding transcription factor activity, RNA polymerase II-specific; RNA polymerase II cis-regulatory region sequence-specific DNA binding
Source: RefSeq, a predicted model, not a curated record